This is a messenger RNA of Cetraspora pellucida, 1812 nucleotides long. NCBI's taxonomy places the organism in Eukaryota, Fungi, Glomeromycota, Glomeromycetes, Diversisporales, Gigasporaceae. The record is from the annotation of a GenBank genome assembly.
AUGUCAAAGCUCCUCAGAAACUUCCUGAGGAAGAAAACUUUACAAAACGCAACUUUAUUUAACGCAUAUGAUGACGAAACUUCCUCUUACACUGACAUGGAAGGUUCUGUCUACGGUGCACUGCCAGUUGAUUCCCCAACAGCCUAUGAUUCUGAACCUAUAAAAGAUUUUCGACUUGUUUUUGAAGGAGAAAAUAAAGAUACUUUUGUUCUUGUACCGGGUUUAUUACCAUAUGACACAAUUGAAAUUCCACUAUUUGGUACUAUUGCUGACUACUGGGGAGACGUGAAGGAACAAAUCGAGGACCCUUGUAUCACCAGUCCUAGCCCUUUUGGUUCUCUUCACGAUCGUGCUGUAGAAUUAUAUUAUCAAAUUAAAGGUGGACAAGUGGAUUAUGGUCUUAUUCAUUCCCAUCAAUUUUGUCAUAAUCAAUUGGGUCAAACAUAUGAAGGUUUGGUACCAAAUUGGAGUCCAGACAACCCUAUAGUCCUUAUAGGCUAUGGUGCAACAACCGCUCUUUACCUCCAACAUCUUCUUUCUACUAACUUUUUCGGACAACACACAGCCGGUAAAAUGAUUAAAGGUGUUGUCUGUUGGUCUGCACCACAUCGUGGCUCUACUCUACCUUAUUAUCUUGGUCUUGAACCUGGCUCCAAAUGCAUCGUACAUCCUUUCUCGAUACUACAAUUCUUAUUAUCCCUUAUUCAUCUCAUUUGUUAUUUCACUUUUCUCGAACGACUUUUCGACUUCAGAUUGAAUGAUAAAUGGGGUCUUGCUCCGAAAAGUGAAGGUGGUGAACAAUCUUUGUGGGGUGCCCUUUCGGCACGUAGUAGAUUUUCUUAUUUUGGUGAUAAUUUUUUGGUCGAUUGGUCCGUGGAAGGUGCGAGGAUGCGUUAUGCUGGUGAUGAAAAAGAUAGACAUUAUCUUGAUCCUCAUUGUGUCUAUCUUAAUUAUGUUUCAACCGGCCGUACUUGGAGAUCAAAAGUAACUGGAUAUUAUUGGCCACGCUUAUCAUGGAGAACCUUCUCUACUUGGUUUAUCUCUGUCAUGCUUGGUCGUUAUAAACUCCCUACUGAUGCUGAACAACAAGUUUUACGUACUUCAUCAUCUACUUUUUGGCAAAAUGAUGGAACAUUAUCUAUUCAUGCUCAAAAUCCUCCACCACAUCAACAAGUUUUAAUGAAUAUUGCACUUGAUCAAAAACUUUUUGAUCCAAUAGAGCAUGAAAUCACACCUGGUGUUUGGUAUAAUUUAUAUGUUAAUGAUCCAUCACAAACCGUUUUAUUUAAUGGUGUGCCUUUCUUCAUUACUCUACCGUUCAUCGAAUACAUUCUUAAUCGAUCUUUCAUCAAGCAUUUUGUUAAUUUCCUGUCGCGCAACUCUGAAAGUUUCGAAUCAUUCUAUAUUCAUUUUGUUGAAUUCUGUGAACGCAACAUUAGAUUUUCUUCUAAGAAAUUACAUAUAGAAUAUGAUAAUGGUUUAGGCUUCUCGGAUCCUUCAAGUAAAUCAUAUAUUACUUCCGCUACCUCUGAACGUAUUGUUAAAUACUCAAGUGAUAAAGCCGGACUUGAAUGGAUCCAUAAGGUCGAAACAAUCGAAAUUCUUAAUAGUCCUAGCAAAAUGCUUUAUUGGAUGAAUCAGAUGCAAAGUAGCUUGGAUAAUGGUUCCUCAUUGUCUGAAAGUGGAAACAAGAAGGAAUUCUCAGGUUAUUCAUUACCAGCUACUUCAUUUAUGCCAGGUCCAAUGUUUAUUAAGGCUAAACGUAGAUUGACUGCUGAUGAUUACAAAGCAACGUUGAUGAAUUGCAAUUAG